UAAGUGUAAUGGCGAAGAAGAAGGAAUGGCGGGAAUUGCAGCUACCGCGCAAUUGCAGUUCGCCGUCGACGCCAUUUCCGGAGAGUUUCUUCCACUCGAGCUAUCUGGCGGUAGAGUAACUACGAAUUACUAAUUACUUAAUUUAGAGCGAGUGAGCGAGCGCUGCAAUGACUAGUAUGCCCUUGUCCCCACUCCAGAGUACUGACCUCAAACCCUCGGCUCUCGAGUGUUUCAGCUGCUUAUACUUCUUUGAAGUUGGAAUUCUCUGCAUUUGUUGGAUCUGAUUGCUUGACUCUCCCCAAAAGUCUUCUUCUUUCUUCGUCUCAUUUCGCGGGUUGAGUUGGAAGAAUGGGGCGAUCCUCCACGGUGAAGGAGACGCAGGCUCUCUUCCAGUCCCUUCGCUCUGCUUACGCCGCAACUCCUAAUAACCUCAAGAUCAUCGAUGUAUUCGUGGGAUUUGCCGUACUCACCGCCAUAAUCCAGGUAGUGUACAUGGCCGUUGUGGGGUCAUUUCCUUUUAAUUCUUUCCUCUCAGGGGUGCUUUCUUGCAUAGGGACUGCAGUCCUUGCUGUGUGUCUGCGCAUCCAAGUGAACAAGGACAACAAGGAGUUCAAGGAUGUGGCACCUGAGCGUGCUUUUGCUGAUUUUAUUCUCUGCAACUUGGUGCUUCAUUUGGUGAUCAUGAACUUCAUGGGCUGAUGUGAGCUACCUGUAAUUUCCUAGCAUCUAGUUCCGAAACAAGGAUGCAACAUGUUACUGAAAACUGGUAGGCAAGAUAGGAAAUUUUCCAUGUUAGUGCUAAGGUCUUAAGGAUGUGAACCAUGAACACAUUUCGGUUCUUUUGAGAUUAGUUGAACAUGGAGUUUAUGGGAAUGGGCCAAGCGCCUGACGCUCUUACAGAUAUUAGUGACAUGAUUGCUAUCAUACCAUCUGCAUUUAUAAUUCGUGGAUCUUUAAAUUUGCGUA
Linum tenue is the source of this 966-nucleotide messenger RNA. Lineage: Eukaryota; Viridiplantae; Streptophyta; Magnoliopsida; Malpighiales; Linaceae. The record is from the annotation of a GenBank genome assembly.